Aspergillus puulaauensis is the source of this 990-nucleotide messenger RNA. Its product is annotated as class I SAM-dependent methyltransferase. The transcript is spliced from 10 exons. NCBI's taxonomy places the organism in Eukaryota, Fungi, Ascomycota, Eurotiomycetes, Eurotiales, Aspergillaceae. Bases 1 to 990 code for a protein of 329 amino acids. The record is from RefSeq and is a predicted model, not a curated record. Gene Ontology annotation, molecular function: methyltransferase activity.
AUGGCUGAAGGUCGCAAUCUCGAGGUCGACAACACGCAGGACGACAGCUCGUCCGUGUUCAGCGAUGACUACCAGUCGGAGUUGACUUCGCUGCGCAGCAGCAUCAUGGACUAUCGCUAUGAGAAUGGCAGACGCUACCAUGCUUACCGGGCUGGGUCGUACUGGGGACCCAAUGACGAGAAAGCCCAGGAACAGCUAGACAUUGGACACCAUCUCUAUAACCUUAUGCUAUACGGGAAGCUGUACCUUGCGCCCAUCCCGGAUGAUGUCCAGAAAGUCCUCGAUGUCGGUACCGGAACGGGUAUCUGGGCGAUGGAAUUUGCUGACCUGUUCCCAUCCGCAACCGUCGUCGGCACCGAUCUCUCGCCCAUCCAACCCAGCUGGGUCCCGCCCAACGUGCAGUUCGAAGUCGACGACUGCUGCGACGAGUGGCUAUACGGCAAGGACGCCUUCGACUUCAUUCACAUCCGCGGUCUGUACGGCUGCGUGUCCGACUGGGACCGUUUCUACCAGCAGGCCUUGAACGCACUCAAGCCCGGCGCCUGGAUCGAACAGGCCGAACAAGGCGUCGUCCCGAAAUCCGAUGACGGCACCACCGACGGCACCGCGCUACAGGAAUGGGGCGACGUGUCCGUCAAAGCCGGCGAUGAAUUCGGCAAGACGCUUUGCGCCCUGGACACCUCUCGCGACGGCAUGAUCAAGGCCGGGUUCGUAGAUGUCGUUGAGCGCCGCUUCAAGGUCCCCAUUGGCGGAUGGGCGAGCGACAAGCGUCUGAAGCAGCUGGGUCUUUACAACCGGCUGCAGUGGGAAGAGGGUGUUGAGGGCUGGUGCAUGUUCUUGCUUACCGCUGUGCUUGGGUGGUCUCGCGAAGAGGUUGAGCUGUAUCUGUCGCGCACGCGCAAGGCCCUGCGCAACCCCAAAAUCCACGGAUAUCAGGAAUUCACUGUCGUCUACGGAAGGAAGCCUGAGAAGGCGGCUGGAGCUGAAUGA